CGCGGCGGCAGCAGUAGCGGGCGCCUCGGCGGCAGGCGGAGGCGGGUCGGCAGCCGAAGCCGGGUUAGUCUGAGGGGGCUGCGUGUUUCCGGAGGACGUGGCGAACGGGCUCCUGAGGCGGCUCCGGCUCCUUCUCUUCGGUUCUUUAUCCGGCUGGCGCGGCGGCUCUUACCGGCAUCAUGAUUUCCCUCACGGAUACGCAGAAAAUUGGGAUGGGCCUUACAGGUUUUGGAGUAUUUUUUCUUUUCUUUGGAAUGAUCCUAUUUUUCGACAAAGCACUUUUAGCUAUUGGAAACGUUUUAUUUGUGGCUGGCCUGGCUUUCGUAAUUGGUUUAGAAAGAACUUUCAGAUUCUUUUUCCAGAAACACAAAGUGAAAGCCACAGGUUUUUUCUUGGGUGGUGUAUUUAUAGUUCUUAUUGGCUGGCCUCUGAUAGGAAUGGUCUUUGAAAUUUAUGGUUUCUUCCUCUUAUUCAGGGGCUUUUUCCCUGUGGUGAUUGGUUUUAUUAGAAGAGUGCCAGUUCUCGGGUAUCUGUUGAAUUUACCUGGUAUAAGCUCACUUGUAGAUAAAGCUGGAGAAAGCAACAACAUGGUAUAAUGAUUGAUAAAGGUCCUGAAGACUGGUUCUAAAUUUAUAUUAUUUAUAAAACCUUCAUGAAGAUCGGUCAGUCCAACGCAACGAUUUUGUUGUAUACAAAAGCAACGUUUGUAAUGGUCUUUGAAGUAAGUUUCCAAUUUACACCAUAGUAUACAGUAAACCUAUUUAAUAUAUAUAUAUAUAUACAUAUAUAUAUAAAGAAAACCAGAAGCAAAUUUGCAACUUAAGACUUGGCAUUGGCAUACCAGGAAUGCUGUGAACUCAACUGGCGGAAAAGUCACGGAAUGUUAGAACUCUUCAAGACUUCUUCAUAUUUUGGGAGUACAAGCUAAAUGCAGCAAACUCUCCAUGGAAUUAACAGUGCCUGUCAUUUUUACCUCCUUACGUCGGAAGGUGUAAUAGAGUGAUCAUGGGUCAGUUGAUAAGGCGUGGCCCUUACCUCUUCCUGCCUGCCAAAUUUCCUACUUCCUCCCCAUUUUUGGAAGGAAAAAAUAAUUUCUCCUGACUGUUUCUUCUGUUUGAAAGCAAGACAGCUUCCUUACGAAUUCUCAUUUUUAACAGUAGCAGAAGACUUCAUCACAUGGUUCAGCUGUAUAAAUCUCUCUGUAAAUAGAUGCUGAAAUAAAUCUUUGUAGGAAAAUGUUUCAAGCCAAAUGUAAAUUUUCAUUACCUACAUCUUUUACCUUUGGAAUAUGCAAAAAAAAAUCAUAUUUUGUACGGAACCGUACAAAACUGUGUUCAACCAUUCCUGGGUUUGUUAGAUGUUUGGCAGGGAAUGGGGAAACCAAUUUUACACUACUUUCUACUAGUUCUCUUUAUCCCAAUUACCAGUAAAUGUUGGAAGCAAGAAGUAACCUUUUUCUCAUUGAAUAAACUGUAUGCACAUAAUAUGUAGCUUCUAAAGUGAGUUUGCUUUGCUUCAUGGUGUUCACACAGUUUAUGAAACAGAAGUUGCCUAGCUAGCAAAUUUGCGCAAGGGCAUUUCAAUCCCAAAUCAUGUUUCUAAUUUGGUUAUUGGUAGCCAGCAUAUAAAGUCCUAACACAUGGAGAAUUAUGUUUUGUUUACUGGUAAUAUAUGAGAUCCUGGAGCUAGAUUUGAAGCACUGAGCUUAAGCGUCCCAUUCUUAUUCUGAGGGAGUAUGUUACGAAGCUAACUUAUUGUGUAAAUAACUUUUUCUAACUAUCAAACAAAUCAGUCGGUUUGCUGGGAAGUCUUGGGAAUUCAUAUUGGUAGCCUUGAUCAAGUGGCACAUUAAUUUGUUAUACUUUGACUAUUAGAAACAACCCCUAUUGCUCCAAAUGGCAAGAUUCAGAACUUUUAUGGACAUUUGAACUGGUAAAAGAGGAAAUGUGAAUGACUUACGCAACAGGAAAAUCACGUUGUUCCUUUCUCGGACCCUUCUUACAGUGACUCUUGAUCAUAAAUGUGUCCUUUUGUUGAAGCAAGCAUGUUAAUGCAAAGCUAUUGAUUUGUUUAAAUCUGAAUGGUUCAAACAGCCAGACAAAUACCAUCGCUUUUGAGUGAAUGAACACAAGUUACUAAUACCCAAGGAUGGGAGCUAUUUUGUCGUUCAAAAGUGCACUAAGUGAUUUCUUAAAAGGACUUUUUGAUGAGACGAGUCAAUUUUGUACAGCCGUGAAAAUCAUUUUUGAAUUGGCGCUUCAAGGGACAGUUCUCCAUCAGCUUCCCCAUUGUAGAGGAGUUAACAAAAAUGUACAUUCCGUUAGGGAUCAUUCUGAUCCCAAAAUAGAACACUUCAAUUAUGAAACAAAUGGGCCUUGCGUUCUGAUAUAGUCUGAUACAAAAUGGGCCUACUAUGAUGUUGGACUGCUUCCAAAAACACUCAGAACAUCCUGUUCCAGAGUUGCAGUAUUAGAUGAUGGAACAAUUGACAGGCCCCUGUUCCAUUUCUUUGAUUUCAUCUUGGGAGACGUAUCCCUUAAAAAGGAUGUUUCCCCUCCCCCGCUCUAAACCAGAGUUCCCCAACCUUUCUGGCUUUGUGGACCGACCCUGCGGGGUGGAGGGGAUGGUUCCAUAUGAGCAGAAGGCAAGCGCAUGGCCAUGCAUAGCUCCGUUUGCAUGAGUGGCAGGCAAGCACACCUGCCACUUGUACAAAUGGAACAUGUGUGCCCACGCUUCCCAUGGCUCACCUAUGUGAGGAGGCGCCCACCUACGCAUUCGCCCACCACUUCCACAGACCAGUUCUGAAGGGCUCAAGACCCGAUAGUGGGGCCUGGCCCAAGGAUUGGGGAAUCCUGCUCUAGGUGGUGGUUUUCUGUCUUAAAAUAGAUAUCACUGAUCUAAUUGUACCUACAACACUGGUAACAUGGGGUAUUGUUUUUUAUUGCACACUCUGCCUCUAAUUAUUUUAAAUAGAAUCCUGUUGAGUUGAGCAGGCCAUGCUCAAAACUUAAACCUUAAAUAUCUUUGCUAUGUAUGCUCUAGUUCUUAUUUGAUAUUUUGGCUGUAGAAAAGAAUUUUUAAUUGACUCUCAUAUUUUAAACCAUUUCAGUUGUAGUUUGUGGGCUGGGAGAGAUGCUUAAGAUUUGGAGCAAUGCACAUGUCCUUCUUAGAGCUAUGAAUUUGGGUUUCUUCAGAUGUUUUGCAAUCUCAGGACUCUUUCCAGAAGGAUCAGGCUGCCAGAUUAUCUUCCUUAUAUUUUACAAUGAGCCUCAUUUGAGUAUUAAGUCUCCAACAACACACUACCAAGUAAGAAGGAUUCCUAACGCAAAAGAAAUAAAAAUCUUCCCAUUUUUGUUCCUUUUCCAUGUUGUGAAGGUAGCGGAGAAAAAAAAUCCUUCUGGUCAUUUUGGGGCAUAAUCUCCUCAAAACAUUAUCAGACCCCAUCACUUAAUUCAUCAUACCCAUCUGACAUUCUGGUUAAGUCAUAAUUUACUUAAAUGUAGGUGAGACUUUGGUUAAAUAAAAAGCAUAGUGUCAUGGUGCUGUAGAAAAUAAAGCGAAGACAAUUUGCUUCUUACGCUGUCCACUUCGGAUGGCAUCCUUUCACUUUUCUAAGAUUCACAUUAAAAUUCAAAACACUUUUUAAAAAAUUCAAGAGUAGUUUUUAAGUCAGCAGAGUGCAAUCUAAUACCACUGCUGUUCUGUUAUCUUGACCCUCCUAUAAAACCCUCUAGAGUUGCUUAAGAACCAGUGGAAGGUUGCAAGUGAUAGUAUAUUUCACUUUCACUGCUCUUUCACA
Messenger RNA from Pseudonaja textilis, 3799 nucleotides. It is a transcript of the gene GOLT1B, whose product is annotated as golgi transport 1B. Gene Ontology annotation, biological process: endoplasmic reticulum to Golgi vesicle-mediated transport; retrograde transport, endosome to Golgi. Gene Ontology annotation, cellular component: endoplasmic reticulum; membrane. The record is from RefSeq and is a predicted model, not a curated record. NCBI's taxonomy places the organism in Eukaryota, Metazoa, Chordata, Lepidosauria, Squamata, Elapidae.